CAUAAUCAACAACCAAGAUCUGUACAUCUGGUACAUAUUUGCAUUGGUGUACAUAGCUUUCUAGUAUCUAGCUAGCAUUAUAGAGUAUACAACUACCAGUAGGAUCAAGCUAUCUUCAAAUCUUUGCUGGAUUACAAAAUCACACAGUUCAAGGCUCCUCAGCUUCUUAGCUUGUUGGCUUUCUUGAAGAUAAGGGAAUGGAAGAAGCAUCGAUUGAGUUAGUCAGGAGUGCCUAUGAUGGCGUGUGUCGUCAGUUAAACAUGGAUACCGAGUCCAGAGACGAGGCUUGGGCUACUUACUGUAGUAUUCGAGACUAUUACACCUUGGAGGGUGAGCAUGUGGAGUGGCUAGGCUGUGCUCUCUAUGUGGCUGGUCAAAGCUCUUCCCUGGAAACAGUGGAGGGUCAAGCCAUGAGUGGAAAUAACAUCUCUCUCACUCAGAUACUCCGAGAAACAAAGUUGAAUUUGAUAGAGUUCUUCAAAAAGAUGAAGAAAUGGAUUGAGAUGGCGAAAUUGCCUGAGAAUUUCCAGCUAAAGAUCGAGGCACUUGAGAGAAAGUUUGAAGUUGCUUCUAUCAUUUAUGACAAGUAUCGCAAAGUGUUUCAGGAUUUAUUCCUACUGGUGGAGGACCAGAGUGUUUCCAGUAAUACCAGACAGAGAAGCAGAAAAUCCAGGGGGAAUAGGCCAUGCUCUGCUUAUGACGUGUUCAGGUUCGGAUGGACUCUCUUCAUCCACAUCAAAAACCAGUACCCUCAGAUCAACGACGACCUUGUCAACUCCCACCACCUCCUGCUUUGCUGUGUGGACAUGCUCUAUUGCACCUGCCUCAUGGGCAAGCGCAAGGACUUGCUCAACCCCGACUGUCCUUUUCUUCCGGCGGAUUUUGACCCUGAGUACACCAUUCCCCUGGAGAUGCCGUGCAUUCUAAAGGAGCUUUGUGUCAAGUACAAUGGUAUUGAGAAGGAGUGUCGAGUGAUAAGAAACUAUUACUGGAAGCCUCCCAUUGACGUGCUGUUUGAGAACAAAGUGCUCCGCUCGAAUAUCGCUACAGUAUCUCUCUCGGACAAGCGAUUCCUCACCAUGCUCAACCCCGGGAACUUCCAGACCAACGACAAAUCCCUGAAUCGCGAGUACGAGAUGAAUGUCUUGACUCACGGUGAUUUUGACGAGAGAGUCUUCCUACACCCCAGUGCCAGCCAGAAGAUCGGAACUCCAGUGGGCGGAAUCAACUUCCGUUCCAGCCUAGACGUCCAUACACCACCUCAUCAUGUUCAAUUCGGAACCCCCCUCCUUGGACGAGAAAUGCUGGGCAGGCAAGAUCAUCAAUUGACUCCGGCAUCGGAAGCCACUCAUUCUGUUGCUCAGCUCCACAUCCUUCUUGAAAACUGUCCCCCUGAGCCGUCAGACGCACUAGCGAAGAUGUGUGGGUCGUGUAUGUCCAACCCCCUGUCUGAGAUCAAGGCCCGGGUCAAGAGACUCAGCGAUACAUUCAUUGCAAAGUCUCCUGAGGAGAGAGACCUGCCAACAGACAGCUUUGUGAAGGUCCGUCUCAAGUUGAGUAUCUCCCUCUAUUACAAGCUGUUGGACUCCAUCAUGAGAGACGAGGAACGGAAGAACCCUGACUAUGGUGCUCUCCAGGUGAUAUUAGAAUACAACCUCUUCCACACCUCCCUAUUUGCACUAUCCGUGGAAACUGUCCUCUUCUCUUACAACUCUCAAAUCAGAGUGUUUCCUUGGGUACUGGAUGUCUUUGAUGUGAGUGCCUACCACUUCUACAAGCUGGUAGAGCCAGUCAUCAGACAAGAAAGGGAUUUCCCCAGAGCCAUUGUCAAGCACCUCAACAGGGUGGAGGAGAUGAUCCUCAGCUCCUUGGCUUGGAGGUCUGGCUCUCCCCUCUUUGAUGCCAUCGAUGCCACCGGUCCAUUGCCAUCGUACGAAGACGUGGCACUCCCCACUUCCUAUGUGAGCGGGGUCAAGAAUUCGGCUCUGUUGAACCCAAGGGUCAUGUCUCUGAGUGGAGCAAAGAGCUCAUGCGAGUCCCCUCUCUCCUCACUGCAAGAGCGACUCUGCUCCCCUGGUUCCUCUGCUCGUAGGGCACUAUUCACGAAGCGAUCCACCUCGAGCAGCACAGCGCCCCCUGUACCUACUGGUGCCACACCUUCUCGUACAGCCAGUGGGGGCACCACACCCCCCAAGUCAUAUAUCCCCAUUGCACCCAAGCCAUCACAGGGGGGAGUCACCAUCACCCCUCUCAAGGGCAACGUCCUGACCAAGAAUAUGCUAACAAAAGAGCUUAACCAGAUCUUAAAAGCCCUCUCGCCUCAGAAAGAAUCCAACCUUCCAAGCCCUCAAGCUACGAAAACAGUAGGCGACCAAUCAGAUGCGGCCAUGUCAACUCCCUUAGUUUCCAGACGGGACGAUACCUCGAUCACCUCCAGUCCUUCUACACCAAUCAGGGUCCCCUGUGUCUCGAUCACGGUAAUGCCAUCUCCCCCAAAGGCCGUCUCCAUCAUCACGCCAGCUGAGCUACUCUCUGGCACAAAAGUUUCACCCAGCACAGUCACUAUUGGCAGUCUGCUGUCACCGGGAUCUCUGCAUCGUCCAGAUAUUCCCACCUCCCCUCCCAUUCCCUCGGCCACGGUCACACCCUCCCCACGUCACUCACAACUGUACACACCACCACGGCAGGGUACACCACGUGCCUCUGCCACUAAGCCAAAGAGGACAGGCUCUCUCGCUCUCUUUUAUCGCAAGAUGUAUCAGUUGUCGUAUAUCCGGAUAAAAGAUCUUUGUGAGCGGCUGGGAAUGACUAACGAGUUUGUUCAGAAAGUGUGGACAUGUUUCGAGCACUCUGUGUUGAGAUCUGCUCACCUAAUGAGGGACAGACACCUUGACCAACUUAUCAUGUGCUCCAUCUACAUCCUCGCAAAGGCACUGAGAAUUGAGGGAGUGUCGUUUCAGGAGAUAAUGAGACAGUAUCGCCACCAGCCCCAGGCAAAGAGUCAUGUGUACCGCAGUGUGCUACUGAACAAUGGACAUCAGGUCCGACCCCAGCCAGACACAUCGUCUGGGCAACAAGACACACCUGUCUCUGCCCCGCUGCCUGUCACCUCAUUCUCUGGCAAUACGGCGCCGACCAGAAACACACCCGUAGAGGAACUGCUCUAUAGGGUGGAUAUUCCCGUGGGUUCUCGUGGAGAUGUCAUCGAGUUUUACAACAAAGUGUUCAUAGGGCUUGUCAAGGACUUUGUGCUCAAGUUCUCACCAUGUGAUGAUUCUGCCAUUGGCAUGCCCAAAUUGUCACCUCUCCCUGUCAUCCGAAAGCCAGUCUCUUCUCCAAAGAAAGUGUCAAAACAUCACCAGAUCUUCGUUUCACCCCACAAGACCUCUCAAAUGCAGCUCUCUCCUCUUGCAAAGAGAUAUGUCAUUCAAAAGAGCCCCGCAACUGAUCUACAGGAGAUCAAUCGUGCCCUCAAGAGACCACUGGACCUCCGUGCUAGCCCGUAUGUUAGCAGUCCUGCUAAGCGGAUACAUCUCGGGGGUGCAAUGACUCGCAAACCUACAACAAAUUCGUUCCUGCAAGCUCUUACUUCUGUGGCUAAUGAUAGAGCAAAAUCUGCUGCUAAUUCUGAACUCAAUCAACAUUAGUGAACACACCUUCUUUUUUUAUAUAAUGUACACACUUGGACACAUGUGUAUGAGUUGUGUAUACACUCGGUGACUUUAUUGUACGACUCCUUUAUAGUUGACAAUAAUUGUGUGUGUGUGUGUUUUCUCCUUUUCUGUCUCUAUAUUGUAUGGAUCAGUGUGACUUGAGUUUUUAGAAUUAAUAA
Molecule: messenger RNA, 3832 nt
Organism: Halichondria panicea
Lineage: Eukaryota; Metazoa; Porifera; Demospongiae; Suberitida; Halichondriidae
Product: retinoblastoma-like protein 1
Exons: 18
Coding region: 198-3647 (1149 amino acids)
Biological process (GO): cell differentiation; negative regulation of G1/S transition of mitotic cell cycle; regulation of transcription by RNA polymerase II
Cellular component (GO): transcription regulator complex; chromatin; nucleus
Molecular function (GO): RNA polymerase II transcription regulatory region sequence-specific DNA binding
Source: RefSeq, a predicted model, not a curated record